UGGUAACCAUCGAGACUUUUACCUAUCAUUGCCUUCGUCGCCCGCCAAAUGCAACAAUGCCGCAGAUUGACAUGCCAAUGAAUACUGCACACCAACACGCCGCCAAUGCAGAGGACUUUCUCAACAACGGUCUACUUAUUCCAGCAGCAGAGGAGCAUUCGAAAGCCGCAGAAGCGUAUCUUGCUGCCGUAGAGAGGAGUACCGAUGAUUCAGCUAAACGUACACUGCAAAUGCUCUACAACGAACACCGGAAAGCUGGUACUGAGCUCGAGAGGAGAAUAGAGAAGCUCAGGGAGGACGGCAAGGACCCCCUCGUUCCUCAGAAACGCGAUAUACCCAAACUCUCAGCCACCCCCAAUUUCGUCGCUGAUUUUUCACCCAACUCUUCACCGCCUCCUCAAAGGCAUAUGACUGACUUGCAGGCCACCGUCGAUGAAUCUUUCAUGCUCCUAGGCGGUCAGCGUUCAGAUCCAGGCGACGCCUUCAAUCACUGGUGGAACUUCGUGCAGGCCAAAUUUGACCAACACUCAGAAGCAGUCGCGUUUGCCAGUGCACCUUUAGGUUUUCCCGAUACUGUUGCCACACCCCCGAGGACCACAACGCCGCCUAUUCACAGAGGACUGAACAGGGACUCCAGCCUCAGCAGCGACGAGGAACCCAUGAUGGUAAGGCUGACGAAACGACUUAGGCUUCCCGGAAUGUCCAAGGACGCAAAUCGUUCCCCCUCCAAGCCUAGCAAUCUGACGCUGGGUCCAAUAAAUCCUCCCUCAAUAGGAGAUUUUGGCGAAGAGAUAUUUGAUGAAGGCGACGAACUGUCUGAAUCUUUCUUCCUCAUACCUUCUGAUUCGGAGCCCUCAAACGCUGCACUGAAGAAAGAGAACAUCGGACUGAAAGUGGAGGUAGAAACUCUGCAACGGCGUUUAGAGGCUGCGGAAAAAGCCAUGGCCAUAAGAAAAGAACAAGACAUUCAACUCCGGGACAGUAUAUAUCAAGCGACGAAGGAAGUUGCUCAACGAACGAUGGGUACAUCCAUGAAUCUCCAGCGUACGGCAAUGGAUCUUAACCCGCAUGUACCGGUACCUCUACCAAUACCGGGUUAUCAUACUGCACGCGAAGCGCAGUAUGCCCGUCGGGUUAAGGAACUCGAAGAUGACCUCCGAGCUGUGAGAGUGGAAAACGAGAAGCAUAAAGCUAUGAUCGUCAAAUUCCGCGAUCAGUGGGAAAAGCUGAAGGCGUCAGCGAAAAGAAAGAAAGAAGCAAAGGCGAAAGCCGCUGCUGCAGAGCGAAUUGUAGAAGAGCCGGAAGCUGAGGAGCGACUGGAUGAUCACUGAAGUUGCGGGACCUGAGGCCUGAGGCGAAUACUCUUGUUUACGUGUGCGGACUCAGAACUGUAUUAGUAGCUGUAUCUAUGCCUUUUCUAAUGUCUAUCUUACAUUGAAUGAAGGAGAACUUGGCUUGUAUUCG
Messenger RNA from Guyanagaster necrorhizus, 1464 nucleotides. RefSeq lists its product as uncharacterized. Lineage: Eukaryota; Fungi; Basidiomycota; Agaricomycetes; Agaricales; Physalacriaceae. The record is from RefSeq and is a predicted model, not a curated record. The transcript is spliced from 7 exons. Bases 57 to 1331 code for a protein of 424 amino acids.